Grammomys surdaster is the source of this 1204-nucleotide messenger RNA. RefSeq names its product coatomer protein complex subunit epsilon (gene Cope). The transcript has 10 exons. Gene Ontology annotation, biological process: intra-Golgi vesicle-mediated transport; endoplasmic reticulum to Golgi vesicle-mediated transport; retrograde vesicle-mediated transport, Golgi to endoplasmic reticulum. Lineage: Eukaryota; Metazoa; Chordata; Mammalia; Rodentia; Muridae. The record is from RefSeq and is a predicted model, not a curated record. The coding region runs from base 200 to 1126 and encodes 308 amino acids. Gene Ontology annotation, cellular component: COPI vesicle coat. Gene Ontology annotation, molecular function: structural molecule activity; protein binding.
CUUUUCAGUGUUUUGGCCCUGAAGGCUUUGUGUUUGUUGACGGAAUCCGAACUAUAGUCCUUGGGAGGUUUUGCACGGUUUCUGUGUCAACGCUUCUAGGCAGGUCUCCUAGAACUACGUUUCCCAUAGUUCCCGGCGGCAGGGCCCUCUUCCGGCCUACGUGUCUCCCAGGAAGAAGGCCGCUUAGAGGUGUAGUGACAUGGCUCCUCCGGCUCCCGGCGCGGUCUCUGGCGGCUCCGGAGAGGUAGACGAGCUGUUCGACGUGAAGAACGCUUUCUACAUCGGCAGCUACCAGCAGUGCAUCAACGAGGCCCAGCGCGUGAAGCUGUCCAGUCCUGAGAGAGAAGUGGAGAGGGAUGUCUUCCUCUACAGAGCAUACCUCGCACAGUGGAAGUAUGGCGUGGUCCUGGACGAGAUCCAGCCCUCCUCGGCUCCAGAGCUCCAGGCUGUACGCAUGUUUGCUGAGUACCUUUCCAGUGAGAACCGGAGGGACAGCAUUGUGCAGGAGCUGGAUCGAGAGAUGAGCAGGAGUGUGGAUGUGACCAAUACCACGUUCCUGCUCAUGGCUGCCUCCAUCUACUUCCACGACCAGAACCCAGAUGCAGCCCUGCGCACCCUGCACCAGGGCGACGGUCUUGAGUGCACGGCCAUGACGAUUCAGAUCCUCCUCAAGCUGGACAGGCUGGACCUAGCCCGGAAGGAGCUGAAGAAGAUGCAGGACCAAGAUGAGGAUGCCACUCUCACCCAACUAGCUACUGCUUGGGUCAAUCUGGCUGUGGGCGGUGAGAAGCUGCAGGAAGCCUACUACAUAUUCCAGGAGCUGGCCGACAAGUGCUCGCCCACACUGCUGCUGCUCAAUGGCCAGGCAGCCUGCCACUCAGCACAGGGCCGCUGGGAGACGGCGGAGGGCGUGCUGCAAGAGGCACUGGACAAGGACAGCGGCCACCCUGAGACCCUCCUCAACCUCAUUGUACUGUCACAGCACCUGGGCAAGCCCCCUGAGGUGACAAACCGAUACUUGUCACAGCUAAAGGAUGCACACAGGGCCCACCCCUUCAUCAAGGAGUACCAGGCCAAGGAGAACGAUUUCGAUCGCCUGGCACUACAGUAUGCACCCAGUGUCUAAGAUGGAGAUGCCAGCUGUGUGUUGCGGGAUGCUGCCGUCCCUUCCUUGUCUGCCAAUAAAGUCUGUCCAUCAUCUCUC